Molecule: messenger RNA, 657 nt
Organism: Penicillium psychrosexuale
Lineage: Eukaryota; Fungi; Ascomycota; Eurotiomycetes; Eurotiales; Aspergillaceae
Exons: 3
Coding region: 1-657 (218 amino acids)
Source: RefSeq, a predicted model, not a curated record
AUGAAGGUCGUCAAAACCAACUCAGUAUGCGACCUUGAAGGCACUGAGAUCACCACUGACGCCAACGCACAAACUGGCUUACUGUUGCCGUCUCUGACAUGGGUAAUUACCGAGAAGCUGAAGGAAAUCUCUCAUUUGGGAGACCAGAAAGACAUCGACGACGGGCUUGGGUCAUCCAUACACUGUCCUAAGACGGCAUUUUUGCGAAUCUAUCAGCAAAUCCCUAUCACCGAAACCCAGGAUUCGAAGUCAAGCAUUCGAGCAAAGCAGGCUAUUCCAACAAAAACUGCCAAUGAGUUAAAGUUAUUAAAGGAACUCAUGCAGAAGGGCUGUGAGUUUGCUCCUAAGCUUCUUGGCUACCAAGAAGCACAGCAAGAAUCUGACGAUAUCGUUCCCUCGGGCUUUAUCACCUACAUUGUCUGGGAGAAAGUUCCUGAGGUACCUCUAUCACAGUAUUCCUGGACGUAUGAGCUUCACGUACGCGAUGCUAUUCGCGCAAAAUUCCGUCGAGUCUACCAGCAUAUGUUAGGUUGCAAACUUUAUGGACCUAUUAAUAGGAAGGAGGAAUGGUCUGAUGUUUACUACGUCUUGUACGGACUGGCCAAACAACCCGACAGGGUAAAUUGGCACGUCGAUAGCAGUGAGUGGGGAUGGUGA